AUGGGAGCGCAGAAACCAAGCUACGAGUUUGGCGGACCGUUGGGCGCCACCGCCAUCGUCUUCGGUCUUCCUCUACUCAUGAACGUCCUCUAUUUUGGCUGCAACGACGUUUCUGGAUGCCCGGCGCCGGCACUGCUGCACCCAAGUUCGCUGUCGUGGGCAAAGCUCAAGACGCAGAUCCCCUGGCCUGAAAGUGGGCUCCGGGGCUUCCUCAGCUGGAGAGUGAUUGCGUGGCUUGCCGCGUACUAUCUUCUCAGCCUCGUACUCUACCGCAUUCUGCCAGCGACUGAAGUGUAUGGCACCAAGCUGCGCGAGUCUGGCAAACCGCUCAAGUAUCGCUUCAAUGCUUUGGCAGCGACCAUGGUGCAGCUUGGCGCUUGUGCCGUCGGCACUUUGAUUUGGGGGGCCGAGUUCCCUGUCUGGAAGUUUAUCGCCGACAACUACCUGCAGCUGUUGACGGGCAACCUGCUGCUGUCCUACGUGAUCUCUGUGUGGGUGUACUUGCGCAGUUUCACUGUCAAGCUCGGCAACAAGGACAUGCGCGAGCUGGCCAAGGGAGGGCACACCGGCAACGUCAUCUACGACUUCUACAUCGGGCGUGAGCUGAACCCGCGCGUGACGCUGCCGUUCUUUGGCGAGAUCGAUGUCAAGGCGUGGCUCGAAAUGCGCCCCGGACUGACGGGUUGGAUUCUCCUGAACUGCUCAUUCAUCGCGAAGCAGGUUCGCCUGCACGGCUAUGUCAGCGACAGUAUCCUUAUCGUCGCGGCUGUACAGGGAUACUACGCCCUGGAGGGACAGUAUUUCGAGUCGGGCAUCCUGGGCAUGAUGGACAUUGUGCACGACGGCCUUGGCUUCAUGCUCACCUUUGGCGACAUUGUCUGGGUUCCCUUCCUCUACUGCACCAUGGCGCGUUACCUCUCCGUCUACCCCGUGCACCUUGGCUGGACGCGCAUUGCGGUCAUCGCGGCCGUGUUCAGCAUUGGGCUCUACAUCUUCCGCUCGGCCAAUAGCCAGAAGAACCGCUUCCGCACCAACCCCGACCACCCGAGCGUCAAGGACAUGCCGUACAUCCAGACGAAGCGCGGCACGCGCCUCCUCACAGGCGGCUGGUGGGGUCGCGCUCGCCACAUCAACUACUUUGGAGACUGGAUACAGUCACUUCCCUUCUGUCUCCCAACUGGUCUCGCGGGCUACGUGAUCGUCCCUGCCGGAACUGGGCUCGUCGGCGCUGGUGUGCGCACGAUGCUAGAUGGCCGCCAGGUCACUCAGGAGGGAGCUGCUCCGUGGGGUAUGCUCUUCACCUAUCUGUACUCGGCGUACUUUGGCUUCCUCCUCAUUCACCGCGAGAGGAGAGACGACAACAACUGUGCGGAAAAGUACGGUGAGGACUGGGAGAAGUACAGGAAGCAGGUGCCCUGGCGGAUCGUUCCGGGUGUUUACUAG
Molecule: messenger RNA, 1443 nt
Organism: Trichosporon asahii var. asahii CBS 2479
Lineage: Eukaryota; Fungi; Basidiomycota; Tremellomycetes; Trichosporonales; Trichosporonaceae
Exons: 3
Coding region: 1-1443 (480 amino acids)
Biological process (GO): ergosterol biosynthetic process
Cellular component (GO): endoplasmic reticulum membrane
Molecular function (GO): Delta14-sterol reductase activity
Source: RefSeq, a predicted model, not a curated record